Triticum urartu is the source of this 1770-nucleotide messenger RNA. RefSeq names its product xyloglucan O-acetyltransferase 2-like. The record is from RefSeq and is a predicted model, not a curated record. Gene Ontology annotation, molecular function: O-acetyltransferase activity. Gene Ontology annotation, cellular component: Golgi apparatus. Lineage: Eukaryota; Viridiplantae; Streptophyta; Magnoliopsida; Poales; Poaceae.
CCCAAGGAAAGGAAGGAAGGAUCCCCAUCUCCCUCGAUCCCCUUUCCUCUUGACUCGUGCCCCGCCCCGUCCGCCAUGGCUGCCUCCCCCCGUGCACGAACAUAGCUCCCCCCGCGCAGCCAUGGGCACCAAUUUCCCGCAGAGCCACCACCUCCAGACCACCCACUUGUCGCUCCCCAGGAAGCAAUUCCUCUCCUACGUCCUCUACGCCCUCCUCCCCCUCGCGCUCCUCCACUACCUGCUCUUCAACCCGCUGGCCGCGCCCAAGCCGCCGCUCCUGGCGCAGCCGCAGGCGCGCGAGGCGGCGCCGUCCCAGCACAGGCACGCGCCCGUCAAUGCGCUUGAGGAGCAGCUGCCCCCGCCCCCUCCCGCUCCCGGCCGAGGGGGCGAAGCAUUGGGGGAAACUCAAGGCGGAGACGUGUCGGCGUCAGGAUCCGCGUCGCCGCCGUGCGACUACUCCGACGGCGAGUGGGUGCCGGACGCGCGCCCGCCGCUGUACGACGGCACGAGCUGCGGCACCAUCAAGGACGGGCAGAACUGCAUGGCGCACGGCCGCCCGGACACCGGGUACCUCCACUGGCGGUGGCGGCCACGGCGGUGCGACCUCCCCGCCUUCUCCCCGGAGGCGUUCCUCCGCUGGCUCCGCAACAGGCACCUGGCCUUCGUGGGCGACUCCAUGGCGCGCAACCAGGGCGAGUCGCUGCUCUGCCUCCUCGCCUCCCGCUCCCGCCCGGACCUCGUGUACCGGGACGGCGAGGAGAACAGGUUCCGGCGCUGGGUCUUCCGGGAGCACAACGCCACCGUCUCCAUCUUCUGGUCGCCGCUCCUGGUGCGGGUCGCCGAGAAGGCGGAGCACGCCGGCGUGCGGCACAACAACGUGUUCCUCGACUCGUUCGACGAGCGGUGGAUGUCGCGGCUGGGCGGGAUCGACGCCGCCGUGCUGUCCGUCGGGCACUGGUUCCUCAUCCCCGGCGUCUACCACGACGGCGGCAGGGUCGUGGGCUGCCACGACUGCGCGGACCUCAACCGCACCGAGACGGCCUUCUUCGGCGCGUUCAAGGAGGCCGUGCGCCGCACGCUCGCCGAGGUCGCCCGGCGGCACGGCGCGGACAGCAAGCUGGUCGCGGUCACCACGUUCUCGCCGGCGCACUUCGAGGGGGACUGGGACAAGGCCGGCGCGUGCCCCAGGAGGCACCCGUACAGGGAGGACGAGAAGGGGCUGGGCUACACGGAGAAGGAGAUGAGGAGGACCGUCCUGGAGGCGGUGGCCGCCCACGCCGGCGCCGGGCCCCUGCGGUUCGCGGCGCUGGACGUGACGAGGCUGGCCAACCUGCGGCCGGACGGCCACCCGGGGCCGUACAUGCGCAGCGACCCGUUCGCCGGCGGGCCGGACGCGCGGGUGCAGAACGACUGCGUGCACUGGUGCAUGCCCGGCCCCAUCGACACGUUCAACGAGAUCCUGCUGCAGACCGUCGCGGGGUGACCGCCAGUCCGCCAUGAUAGUGAGUCGGAGACAUGUCUGAUCGUGCGCCGAGUUCAGUUAAUGAUUCUUUUGCUCGUCGGUCAGACGAUUAGGGUACGAGAUAGGUCGUAAUGAGAGCAUCAUUGGUUCCAGUCUCUGGAGAGAAGAUUUGGAGACUUUGGAGUGGUGUCCUUUGCUAUGAUAGGUUGUAACUUUCAGAAACAGAUUGCUACUAGUUAUCAGGGUUGUGUUUUGCUUGCCUGGACUCUCUUUUUUCAUCUAGGAGUACUAUAUUAUUAGCCGCUGAA